Sphaeroforma arctica JP610 is the source of this 1079-nucleotide messenger RNA. RefSeq lists its product as hypothetical. Bases 110 to 841 code for a protein of 243 amino acids. The record is from RefSeq and is a predicted model, not a curated record. NCBI's taxonomy places the organism in Eukaryota, Ichthyosporea, Ichthyophonida. The transcript is spliced from 3 exons.
GUUUAUACCAACCAGCGCAACGAAAAUAGGCCUGCUACAGAGAGUAUAUACAAUACAAUACACAGAAUUUAGUUUACAGUAUCCGGUUAACGCUAUUCACAACAACACCAUGUCAAAUACUAACUUCCGACCAGGAGACUGGAUGUGCCCAGCAUGCCAGAACCAUAACUUCGCUCGUAACCAGUCGUGCAGAAAGUGCAAUGGACCUCGUGUCGAGGGAGGUGGCCCACCGAUGCAUGUGCGCCAACCAGGACCUCCUAUGGGAGGUAUGGGACCCCCUAUGCAUGCAGGCAAUCCUCAUCAAGGUGGUAUGCCUCAUGGUGGCGGUGGUAUUCCCGCUAACUUCAGACCUGGAGACUGGAUGUGCCCGGCAUGCAACAACCACAACUUUGCCCGAAACAACAGCUGCCGGUCAUGCUACGCACCCAAACAAGGCGGACCUCCCGUCGGAUUCAACCAGGGAUAUCCACAACAGGGGGCGUACAACGACAACAGAGGACCGGCCAACUAUCACAGUCAUGGUGGUGGAGGUGGCAGCAACUGGCGUGCUGGGGAUUGGCAGUGUAACUGUGGCUCACACAACUUCGCCAGCAGGACGAACUGCAGGGAUUGCAAUAUCCCCCAGACCGAGGGAGCUGUAGAAGGUGGGGCCCCUCCCGCUAUGCAGCAAGGUGGUAACUACGGAGGUGGUGGUAACAACAACAUGCCGUCUAACUGGAAACCUGGAGAUUGGAAGUGUGUCGCAUGCAACUACCACAACUUUGCACGUGGAAUUACUUGCAGACAGUGUAACGCUCCUAAGCCUGAGGUUAUUGAUGAGACGACCAUUGAUGAGGCGUAAAGACUGGAGAGCUUAGUACUAGUAGACAGUUGAGACUAGAGGGGUUUAAUAAUACAUACAUCAGCUAAAUUUGAAGGCGGUUAUGUAUAUAUGUAUGAAGCAUAUACCGAAAAUAGAUAGAGGGAAGACAUAUAGGGAGGGAUUCUGCGGGACGGGAGAGGUGUUGGAAAUAUAUCGGAAAGGUAGCAUACGGAAUGAAUAAGCUGUAAAUCAAUAAUAUUAAAAGGCAUAUCGCACG